This is a messenger RNA of Dendrobium catenatum, 2296 nucleotides long. RefSeq names its product cytosolic purine 5'-nucleotidase. Lineage: Eukaryota; Viridiplantae; Streptophyta; Magnoliopsida; Asparagales; Orchidaceae. Gene Ontology annotation, molecular function: 5'-nucleotidase activity. The coding region runs from base 168 to 2039 and encodes 623 amino acids. The transcript has 17 exons. The record is from RefSeq and is a predicted model, not a curated record.
CGCCUAAAUGGAACCCCUAAAGCCGUUAUUCCGUUUAUCGUUCACUUCUUCAGCCAUCCCGCGCUCGCUCCACUGCUGUGGCGCACUCUAGCACUCCACCAGAAUUCCAAUCAGAGGCUGCCACGUGGAAGAGCACAUGGGACUGCGGAACAUUCGCAUCGAGCCGGAUGCCAUCUUACCCACUGCAGCCUCCGUUUUGCUGUCCGCUUCGUGCUCUGAUAACGAGGGAGAUACGAAGAGCAAGUGAAGCCACUGGCGGCCGCGGACCCGAUUCCUAUUCUUCUUCUUCUUCUUCUUCGGCGCCCUUCGGAUGCCUAUUUAAACCCCCGACGAUGCGGAUUCAGAGGAAACCCUUCGUUGCCUUUCGUCUCUCAGCUUUCUCAAUUCUCGCCGAUUCUCGCGUUUCGGUCGGGGGAAAUCUCUUCUCUCGAAGAGGAUACAGAGGGUCGGCUUGCCAGAAGGAGAUGGAGGAGUGCGGAAUGGAGGGGAAUAAGAAGGCGAAAAUCUGGUCGUUACCUGGAAAGGACAAGGAGUUUAAGAUGGGAAGGAUGAUAUUCUGCAACCGAUCGCUGAAUAUGAAGAAUAUUGUGGCCGUGGGGUUUGACAUGGACUAUACACUGGCGCAGUACAAGCCGGAAACAUUCGAGGCGUUGGCGUAUGAAGGGACCGUGAGGAAUCUGGUGACGAAUUUGCAGUAUCCCGUUGAGAUAAAGAAAUGGAAAUUCGAUUGUAAGUACAUGGUUAGGGGUUUGGUCCUUGAUAAGAGGCGAGGCAACAUACUGAAGAUGGAUCGACAUAAAUAUGUUAAAGUAGCAUAUCAUGGUUUCAAGGAAAUGUCCAAGGAAGAGAAGAUUAAAGCUUAUGGAAAAACAUUGAUACGAGAUGCAUUUGAUGAACCUGAAUAUGCUUUGAUAGAUACACUUUUCUCUCUUGCUGAAGCGUAUCUUUUUGCACAGCUUGUUGACUUUAAAGAUAAAUAUCCAGGAAAAUUUCCUCCCGAAACUGAUUAUAUCCGUAUGUAUAAAGAUGUUAGAGCUGCAGUAGACAUGUGCCAUCGUGAUGGAACUUUAAAACGAAUGGUUGCACAAAAUCCUGGGAAGUAUAUUAAUGAAGAUCUAUCAAUUGUGCCUAUGAUUAAAAUGCUUCGAGAAUCUGGGCGUUCUGUAUUCUUGGUAACCAACAGCUUGUGGGACUAUACAAAUGUUGUCAUGAAUUUUCUCUGUGGGACCUACAACAUGGAAGUUGGCUUGCCUUGCAAAUUUGACUGGAUAGAAAAAUUUGAUCUGGUUAUCACGGGCAGUUCAAAACCUGGAUUUUUCCAUGAAGAAAAUCGGGCAAACCUAUUUCAAGUUGAUCCAGAAUCUGGCAUGCUACAAAAUACUGAACUUGGCGUCCCUAUCCCUCAGAUUGGAACUACCUUGCAAGGCCAAGGAUCUUCAUCCAAGGAGUUAAAAAGGAAUAAAGUUUUUCAGGGUGGGAAUGUUGCUCAUCUUCAUAAACUACUCGGGAUAGAAGCAAGUUAUCAGGUCCUUUACGUUGGAGACCACAUUUAUGGAGACAUUUUGCGCAGCAAGAAAGUACUAGGUUGGAGGACAAUGCUUGUUGUUCCGGAGCUUGAGAAAGAGGUGGAACUCCUUUGGGACUCGAGGAAAACCCGAAAGGAACUUCGAAGUUUGAGGAGAGAGAGAGAUCUUAUUGAAGAUCAGAUUCAUCAUUUGAAUUGGUCUCUUAAGUUCGAUGCCCUUGAUGAUCAUGCACGUAAUCAGCUUUCUUUUCAGAGAGAAAAUCUCGAGUCAGAAAGGGAUCGUGUAAGGCAUCAACAUCAGAAAAUCCAGAGAGAACGUCACCAGAAUUUUCAUCAGGUGUGGGGACAACUCAUGAAGACAGGAUACCAGAACUCUCGAUUCGCGCAUCAGGUUGAGAGGUUUGCGUGCUUGUAUACGAGCCAAGUGACGAACUUGGGCUUGUAUUCUCCUGACAAAUACUACAGGCCAACUGAAGAUUUCAUGCCUCAUGAGUUUGAUAUCCUUGAAGAUUAAUCACUUUUUUUUGCAGCAGUUGAUAGUGAUUGCCGUAUCAGAAACUACAAAGUAAGCCUUCUUUUUCUGCCCCUACUUUCAGUGCAUGGAAGCAGCUUCAUCCCAAUGCCCUGUUUUUUUUUUCCCCCUAAAUGUAAACCUAUCAGCUAAAUAAAUGUUGUCAUGAAAAUUUUGAAUGGCAAUUUCAAAUUGCUUGAAAUUGCUGGCAUUACCAUUGCUCGUAAGAAAAUGCCUUGGGUGAUUACUGGUUCUCUGUC